AUGUCGCAACCGCCGCGCAAAUUCAGCGACAAGAUCGCGAUGUUAAUAAACAAGCAAACGGAAGAAGAGGAGCAAUUCAAUCGAGUCAUGAAGGACGUUCGGCCCAUCACUGCCUCAACCCCCGGCAAAUCGCCCAACUCGACGCCUUCCUCGACUCCAUAUGCCUGUUCCCCCACCGGCACCAACCCCAACAUGAUCCCGACCCCGGCCACCGAGAGUCCGGGCCCCGAUUACCUCCAACUUCAUCCGCUUUCCAUGGCGUGGCAACGUCAAGGCGGCUCUUUGCCUAAUGUUCAUGCCAUGCUACAACCAAACAUGAACCCCAACAUACCUCAGCAACAGCCGGAUAUGUACACGAAUUGGGCGUAUUGGCAGCAGCAGACGAGUGGAGCACAUCAAGGUGCAUAUGGGCAUGUGAGGACGAGGUCGCCCGGCGCCCAACACUAUCAUCCGUACAGAGGAAGCCCUAAGGGCAAUGAGAGGGUGCCGCCGUUGGAGAAUCAUAUGAUUAACAGCGGGCAAAUGCAUCUUCAGCCACCUGAUCCAAACUGGUCAAAGUGAGAUUUUACGAUUUUUUUUAUUUUAAGUUUAGGAAGAACUUGUAAAAUAUGUAUGAUAGUAAGCUUGUUUAUAAAAUUUUUAUUUAAAAUAUAGGAGAAAAUUCGCCAAAAUCGAUGUUUUGUCCAUUCUUUGGCUUGUUGUUUAUGAGGAUUAGCAAACUUUGAAUCGAAGACUACUUUUUGAGCCAAACCUCGCCCAUUACUAAUACUGAUAAGGGUUAAACAGUCUCAAGACGGAGUAGUUGCGUCAUUAGGUCAAUUCGGGGAUAUUACUUUAGAUAACAACCAAAAUUAUUGUUUAAAACACAUAAAAUUGACGCGGGGAGCUGGAAAUUGCUUUCGGAAAUGAAUGAAAGUGUGUAAAAUUAUGGUAACUUGAUAAUAUGCAGUAAAUUUUUUGAAAAUAAGGGAUGAAUUACACUGCAAACUUUUUCGAACAAGUCUAAUGCAACUGUUUAGCUCCCGCGCCCGCUCCGACCCCGCCAUUCACAUGAACACGAUCAAUUCGAUGCCCUUCUACAAUCAGCCCGCCCCUCAGUGGAAACCGGACCCUCGGUUGAACGGGUACCCUCAACAAAACGGCCAUCAAAACGGCUCCCCAAUGCAGAGUCCCCAAACUCCCCAUCCCAGUCAGAUCCCGCAACAACAAGGCUAUUAUGGGCCGGGGAGUGUGGGCUCAAUCAACAUGAGCAUGUCCCCGCCCGCCUACCCCAUGCAUUCCUCGCCCCAGCAACCCUGCACACCGGACCAAGUGCCCUGCGGGUCGUUGCCGAAUAUGCAUUCGCCGGUGAUGACCUCGCCCAUGAACUCGCCUAUGAUGAAUUGUCAACCCUCCUCGCCACAGCAUCAACAACUGCAAGGGCAGAAUUCGGUGCCUGUCCAGAAUGGGCCAAUGGGAAAUCAGGGAAUGAACAUGGGCCAGAACUCGACGAUGGGCCAGAACAUGAGCCAAAACGCAUCAAUGAACCAGAAUAUGAACCAUAAUCAACAAAUGAACCAGAAUCAGCAUCAAAAUCAGCAGAUGAGCCAGAACCAGCAGAUGAAUCAAAACCAGCAGAUGAAUCAAAAUCAGCAUCAGAAUCAGCAAGUCCAUCCGCAGCAUCAGAAGGUUCAACAACAACAGAAGCCGCUGCAACAACAAUUCAGCUACGACCAAGUCCAACACAACAUGAUGAACUACCCAUACGCGAUGCAGAACGGCCAAUUGGCGACGCCUCAAGGACAGGGCGGAGAGAGUUCGCAGAGCGCCCCCACAUCGCCCGCCCAAUCGCUGGAGAACCCGAUGCAACCUCAUUGGCCACCAACUAGGCAUUUCAGUGCGUCUCCGGACACCAUGGACAUUCCCAAUAUUGUGCUGACCGGCGCUGACGGAACUCUGGAUUGCUUCCAGGUAAGAUGGGGACCGCUUACACUUACGUAGGUCCGAAAUUAUCCAUGAUGACUUUUCCUUUUUUGCAUUAACGAGGAGAAAAAUGAAGUUGUAACAGCGUACUAUAGCCAUAUUCGAGUUGAAUUUGACUGAAAAAGUAUUUGUAUUUGUAAAUACAGUAGCUGCCAAAAAACUGUCAAUUUUUUUGUUUUUCGUGUAACUCUGCUCAACGUGGGCGGAUUUAAACGAAACAAACACCAUUCUGUAGAGAAUUAUUGAUGUUAUCUAAUGGUGUAGCGAUUGGAGCGAUUUCACAUCUUAGAGUGUAACAACUGUCGAUGUAAAAUUUUUGGAAAGACAAAAAACUGUCAAUUUUUCCAAAAAAUUUUACCGCUUGCAUACGUCGCGGCAAAUCAUGGGCCCACACACUCUGAUUUUUAAACAAAGUCCCACUGUAUAUUAUUGACCAUCCAAGGGAGCCAUGAAAAUUAUUUUAGUAGACCUUUUGGUGGUCCCAAGUUCGAUACCCCAAAACAUGACGUUUAAGGAAAAAUCGGUUUUUUUCUUUGACUUAGCAGUAAGACAAUGCUUUGCAGUAGAAGGUAGACAAGCUAAAAUUAAAAUAGAACAAUGAUUAGGAGCCGAAGUGUAAGUCUACGGACUCCACUUGACAUUCAAGUUUCUCCGGUAAUCGAGUUUUUGCAGAGACUUGGCCUUGUUGCCACCGCCUUUGUCUCGACUUGCUAAUGUUUUAUCAGUACGUGAUCACAGAUGUUCUGGAAGGAUUUUAUGGGCGUUUGUAGGACGGUGAUGCAGGUUACAUAAAAAUUACGGAGGGUUAUGUUGUCUUUAACAAAAUUUUUUUUUUGUGGAAACUUGCAAGCCAGCUUACGACUUUAGAAACACCUCAGAGGGAGUGAAAUUGCUUUAGAAAUGUCAAGAAUGGUUGUAAAUCUAUGACACAAUGUCUUGCUUGUGCUUGCACUGGGUUAUUUCUAUCCUAUGGAGAGUGCAAAUCGAGACAACAAUUUUUCUUCAAAAAUUCCACUUUGUAGCUAGUUUUUUUACGCGCAAAGUGCGGGCCUGCGGCGGUUGCGGUUCUAAACUGUUCACUGUUCACAUGGGUGCCUUCUGUCGCGUUAAACCUACGAUUAGAUGUAUCUACGGAAGCACCCGGGCUGAAGUUCCACGGCACAUCCACUGCCAGAAAAACUUGAAUGUCAAGUGGAGUCCGUAGACUUACAGUUCGGCUCCCAAUCAUUGUUCUAUUUUAAUUCUAGCUUGUCUAGCUUCUACUGCAAAGCAUUGUCUUACUGCUAAGUCAAAGAAAAAAACCGAUUUUUCCUUAAACGUCAUGUUUUGGGGUAUCGAACUUGGGACCACCAAAAGGUCUACUAAAAUAAUUUUCAUGGCUCCCUUGGAUGGUCAAUAAAGUACAGUGGGACUUUGUUUAAAAUUCAGAGUGUAUAGGCCCAUGAUUUGCCGCGACGUAUGCAAGCGGUACAAUUUUUUGGAAAAAUUGACAGUUUUUUGUCUUUCCAAAAAUUUUACAUCGAUAGUUGUUACACUCUAAGAUGUGAAAUCGCUCCAAUCGCUACACCAUUAGAUAACAGGGAUAAUUCUUUACAGAAUGGUGUUUGUUUCGUUUAAAUGCGUCCAUGUUGAGCAGAGUUACAUGAAAAACAAAAAAAUUGACAGUUUUUUGGCAGCUACUGUAUAUCUGAUACGACUUUCAUCAAUUUUAUAUUAUUCACGAAGUUUACACCAAAAAUAACCAUGAAAUCAAAGACAUUAAAAGGCAAUUAAAAGAUCCUUUUUGACCAAAAAUCAGCCCUAUCGCGCUGAGCUCCCGCUGCGUGCUCGCUCCCUACAUUUCAUGCUCCUGAUGGUUUCCUAACGUUAAUUUCUUCCGCGUUUUUUUAUUGUCUUAUACGGCUCACCGUGAUAAGCAAAAAUCAGCUGCAGUAGGAUAUAAAUGAAAGCACCCAUUUUUUUUAUAUUAUCGAUGACAUUUAUGACAAAAAUAAAACAGUUCUUCUUCAGGACCUGCGGAUUGACAAUGAAAUGGCUCAAUUGUUGAACACUGGUGACCAAAUCGAUCCUGCCUUCGAAACUCAACUGUUAAACUAA
Molecule: messenger RNA, 4059 nt
Organism: Bursaphelenchus xylophilus (pine wood nematode)
Lineage: Eukaryota; Metazoa; Nematoda; Chromadorea; Rhabditida; Aphelenchoididae
Source: the annotation of a GenBank genome assembly